AUGUGGCCGGUAGGCAAACUGCAGGGGAUCAAGAGACGAUCUCACCUGCGACUCGAGAUGGACCAACACCAGCCUCUCCAGCACCUUCAUCACAUGCGAUGUGAGAGCAAUUGGACGAUAGUCCCCAAGGCCCAAUGGAAGCUGACUCUCUGCCAGGCCCUGACCUUUGUGCUGCUGCUGGUCACUCCCGUCUGCCUGUCGUCCCAAAAGAGUGAGUGUCCCUUUGGCUCAGAGGAUUUCAGAGAGAUGCAGUGUGCCGCCUUCAAUGACAGACCCUUAGUUUCUGGGAGCUCCUUCAAAUGGACCCCUUUCCAUGGAGGCUCAGACCCCUGUGAACUGAGCUGUCUGGCCUUGGGUCACAACUUCUACUACAACUUUGGCCAUGUACUUGAUGGUACCGCCUGCGACAAGGAGCACGGGGCGGUGUGUGUCAAAGGGCGCUGCCUGAAACCUGGCUGUGACUUCAUCCUGGGCUCAAAGCAGCAGGAGGAUGCCUGCAUGGUGUGUGGAGGACAAAACAACACCUGUCUACGCCACAAGAGUGUGUACCAGAGCAACGGUCUAGAGGCAGGCUGUAAAGAGCUGAAUUCUCCUGUAGACAUGAAUUAUCUAGCACUCCAGAACGGUCGCUCCCAGUUUGUCAUCAACGGAAACUGGAAGAUUAGUGUUCCAGGCGAGUAUAAUGUAGCCGGGACCAAGCUGCUAUACCGGCGCUCAGCAGACACCUGGGAGAGCUUCGAGGUGCCGGGUCCCACCAAGGAAGAUCUCCAUCUAUUGGUGCUGGCGACAGACAGAAACCCAGGGAUUGAGUACGAAUACUGGCUGCCACCAGACCAGUAUGACCUCUACCAUGGGAGGAGGAGUCCGCUGCGCCAGGCUCAUCACACGGCCAGCUACCUCCCCUGGGAUCAACCCACUGCAGCCACCACCACCACUACCUGGCCUCCUCCAGUGACCACCCGCCCCCACUGGUUUUUAAGGCCCGUGAAGCCACCGCGCCAGCAUCCCCAUCACAGCCGACACCAGCACCCUCACCAGCCCAUCCUGCCCCGCCUGGAGCGGGAGGAGAACCACAGAAACCUCCUCCCUCGGCCCUCGCCUGGAAGGGACUGUGGACACUGCCGGCGGGUUAAAGGUCGAAGGGAACGACAGAGGCAGUAUUGUCAGAAGGACUUUGUUUUCCGAGCCAGAGUCCUCAGGAAGCUGUACACAGGCGAGGAGACGCGUUAUGACAUCCAGAUCAUCCACACCUACCGGAACCGCUUCCGCCUGGAGCACCGGGAGUUCCUGUGGGUCCCUAAUGUGUGUGACUGCCCUCACCUGGAGGAGGGGAGACAGUAUGUGCUGAUGGUGCGUCGUCACAUUAACUAUGAGCGCACACUAAACCGCAUCCUUCUGGAGGAGGAGAGCUACGUGGUUCCCUACAAACCCAGAGAGGAUGAACUGCUGCGACCGCUCGAAAGACUCUGCAGCAACAGAGGACCUGCACGGCCAUCAGAGCUGAGGGGACAACUGUAGAGACAAACUGUGAGUGGGUUUGCAUCAUUGAAUGAAGCUCAUAUUGAAGCUGUAUCGUUUCCAACAUUCCAUUUCUGCAUGUUCAAAACAUCAUCAGGCUCCACAUGAUUAAACCUGAUGGUUUCCAGAGUGGCGUCACUGGAAAACGAUGACAGUCGGGCUGUCGACAGAGUAGUUCAGCCUCAUGUGGAAGUUGCAGCAUUAAGACUCCACAUUUAUUUAAAAGCCAGCUUACUGUACCACAUAGAGCACCUUAGGUGGACACUUGUGCCCAUCUUUAAACACACACCAAAAAGAAGAACAUUGACUGAAAUUGACUUUUUGUUAUUGCUGUGUCUCCACAGCUGUCAGCUGAUUUUUACUUUACUGUAUUUUUGUGUGUGUAAAGAAAACAUUCACCUGAAAACAUGCAAACAGCUACUUAACUCAGAUUGAGCACCAUUUUAUCUUUGUCUUCUGCUUACACUGGGUACGGAAAGUGUUCAAAUCCAUUCACGUUUUCCACAUUUUUUAGACGAGACGUGUUCAGACCGGUAACCAAGAACCCAGGUGUCACUAUGGAUGAGACCCAGACUUCCUUUCUGGAGAUGGGAGAACCUUCCAGAAGGACAACCAUCAGAGCAGGAAUCCACCAAUCAGACCACUGUGGUAGAGUGGCCAAACAAAAACCACUCCUCACUAAAAGGCCCAUGACAGUCCACUGGGAGUUUGAUGAAAGGUACCUGAAGGACCAUGAGAAUUCUUUUGUCUGACAAAACAAAGACUGAACUACUUGACCACAGUUCCCAACAGAGUGUGUGGAGAAAUCCAUGCCCUGAGCACUAAUACCAUGCUAGUCACACACGGUGGAGGCAGCAUCAGGCUGUGGCCACUGGGACUGGGAGACUCGUCAGGAUAUAGGAUGGAUGCAGAAAAAUAAGG
Messenger RNA from Monopterus albus (swamp eel), 2439 nucleotides. It is a transcript of the gene adamtsl5, whose product is annotated as ADAMTS like 5. Gene Ontology annotation, cellular component: extracellular matrix. The transcript has 12 exons. Gene Ontology annotation, molecular function: protein binding; metalloendopeptidase activity. Bases 1 to 1518 code for a protein of 505 amino acids. The record is from RefSeq and is a predicted model, not a curated record. Lineage: Eukaryota; Metazoa; Chordata; Actinopteri; Synbranchiformes; Synbranchidae. Gene Ontology annotation, biological process: extracellular matrix organization; proteolysis.